AUGACUUCAGCUGUUAGCUCCUUGCGUAAGCAAAUUGCGGCAUGCGAAGCCACACUGAAGGACCUGCGCCAGCAGCUGGCCGAAGCUGAGCAUGGCCAAACUCAACCGUCCAAAGUCAUCCCUCAGAAGAGAUCACUGAUGACAGAGCCAGCAAACGAACUGGACCAUGAUAUGAAUUUCGGCGUACCCGACAAUUUCCGUUCCGAAGUCUUUGCCAUCUUGGGGCAGAGUGAAAAGGAUGCAAAACAGGCUAGCUCAGAGGAUCCUCCGAACCGGCCGCUAGAGAAGGACGAAUACAAGAGGUAUGGGAGGCAGCUGAUCAUGCCCGAGAUUGGGCUACGGGGCCAGCUUCGCCUAAAGGAAGCGCGUGUACUGAUUGUAGGGGUCGGCGGUCUGGGAUGUCCAGCUGCCGCGUACCUGGUCGGGGCCGGCGUGGGCACUCUGGGUCUGGUCGAUGGGGAUGUGGUUGAAGAGUCAAAUUUACAUCGUCAGAUCCUACAUCUCACCGCAAGAGUUGGUAUGACCAAGGUCGAGAGCGCCAUGGUCGGAUUGAAGUCACUUAAUCCCAAGGUCAAAUUGGUUCCGCACAUCUUCCGGCUAAGUCCUGAGACGGCCAUUUCUACCUUCAAAGACUACGAUGUCAUACUGGACUGCACCGACACUCCAGCAUCGCGCUACUUAAUAUCGGACACUUGCGUUCUCCUCGGCAAGACGCUCGUCUCAGCAUCAGCCCUUCGAAUCGACGGGCAGAUGAUGGUUCUCAACAACCCACCAUUACCGCCAGGCGAUCCCAAUGGAGGCCCUUGUUACCGCUGCGUUUUCCCAAAGCCCCCACCUCCUGAAUCUGUUGUCUCUUGCGGCGACGGCGGUAUCCUAGGACCAGUCGUUGGUGUCAUGGGUGUUUUGCAAGCCCUGGAAGCCAUCAAAGUGAUAACCCAGAAAACACCCAUUGAGGCGUCAGCAGACCCACCCAGCCUCCUUAUUUUCUCCGCCUAUUCCAAUCCCAUGUUUCGCUCCAUACGUCUUCGAAGUCGAAAGGCGAAGUGCGCGUCGUGUUCAGCACAUGCGACAGUCACGAAACAAGCACUCGAGUCGGGGAGCUUGGACUACGUCCAGUUCUGCGGCAGUGUGCUUCCGAACAUGGAUCCACUCUCACCAGAGGAGCGCAUAUCCGCCCAGAAUUACGCACGACUACGCACAGGGGUCAACCCCCACACCGGCACCGUGUCAAAGAGAGACAGCCACAUUCUUGUCGACGUACGAGAAAAGGUGCAGUUCGAAUUGUGCAAUAUCGAUGGCAGUAUGAAUGUGCCUUUUUCCAUCGUAUCGGCUACACGCAGCCCAACCGGCAGCGACUGGUCUGGCGGUGCAAUGUAUGAAGAGAGUAGUUGGGUCACACAACUCAAGCAGACGGAGCGCCCGAUUUUCGUCAUCUGCAGGCUCGGCAACGACUCGCAAGUCACGGUCAAAAAGAUGAAAAAGCUCGGCCUGGAUCUAGGAGGCAAGCGCUUCAUUGGCGAUAUCAAGGGCGGCCUGCAAGCUUGGAGGAAGGAUGUCGACAAUGAUUUCCCAGACUACUGAGCAGCUCUAGCUUAUCUAG
Molecule: messenger RNA, 1600 nt
Organism: Exserohilum turcica Et28A
Lineage: Eukaryota; Fungi; Ascomycota; Dothideomycetes; Pleosporales; Pleosporaceae
Exons: 3
Coding region: 1-1581 (526 amino acids)
Biological process (GO): tRNA wobble position uridine thiolation; protein urmylation
Cellular component (GO): cytosol; cytoplasm
Molecular function (GO): URM1 activating enzyme activity; thiosulfate-cyanide sulfurtransferase activity; adenylyltransferase activity
Source: RefSeq, a predicted model, not a curated record